Molecule: messenger RNA, 2530 nt
Organism: Sinocyclocheilus grahami
Lineage: Eukaryota; Metazoa; Chordata; Actinopteri; Cypriniformes; Cyprinidae
Product: receptor-type tyrosine-protein phosphatase mu-like
Exons: 18
Coding region: 1-1923 (640 amino acids)
Biological process (GO): protein dephosphorylation
Molecular function (GO): protein tyrosine phosphatase activity
Source: RefSeq, a predicted model, not a curated record
AUGCGUUUCCUCUCGGCUGGUGCCGUGCUCAGCAUCUACUUCCUGCAUCCCUUCGUGCCGACCGCAAUCUUAGUGCCCAUUAAUGACGAGAACCACACCAUGAACAGCGAGACCAGCAGCUUGGUUCAGUCGCACACUCACUCCUACAAGAAACGCGAGGCGGUGGAUGUCCCAUAUCAGACGGGACAGCUUCAUCCGGCCAUCCGUGUGGCCGAUCUUCUCCAGCACAUCACGCAGAUGAAGUGCGCCGAGGGUUACGGCUUCAAAGAGGAAUACGAGAGCUUCUUCGAAGGACAGGCGGCGCCGUGGGACUCGGCCAAAAAAGACGAGAACAGAAUGAAGAACCGUUAUGGAAACAUCAUCGCAUACGAUCACUCGCGUGUGCGGCUGCAGCCUCUGGAGGGAGAGCAGAGCUCCGACUACAUUAAUGCAAAUUAUGUAGAUGGCUACCAUCGACCCAAUCACUACAUCGCCACACAAGGUCCGAUGCAGGAGACCAUCUAUGACUUCUGGAGGAUGGUGUGGCAGGAGAACACGGCAACUAUCGUCAUGGUUACCAAUCUGGUUGAAGUCGGCCGGGUGAAGUGCUGUAAGUACUGGCCCGACGACACUGAGAUCUACAGGGACAUGAAGGUGACGCUCAUCGAGACUCAGCUGCUGUCUGAAUACGUCAUUCGAACCUUCGCUGUGGAAAAGCGAGGAGCUCAUGAGAUCCGGGAGAUCCGUCAGUUUCAUUUCACCGGCUGGCCGGAUCACGGCGUCCCGUAUCACGCCACAGGGCUGCUGGGCUUCGUCCGCCGGGUCAAAGCCAAGAGUCCAGCUAACGCUGGCCCGAUGGUCAUCCACUGCAGCGCUGGAGCGGGACGCACCGGCUGCUUCAUUGUGAUCGACAUCAUGCUGGACAUGGCGGAGCGAGAAGGAGUCGUGGACAUUUACAACUGCGUGAGAGAACUGCGCUCCCGCAGGGUCAACAUGGUGCAGACGGAGGAGCAGUAUGUGUUUAUCCAUGAUGCCAUAUUGGAGGCGUGUCUUUGUGGCGACACCACGAUCCCGGCCAAUCAGCUUCGCUCGGUGUAUUACGACAUGAACCGCUUGGACCCGCAGACCAACUCCAGCCAGAUCAAAGAGGAGUUCAGAACGUUAAACAUGGUGACGCCCACGCUGCGGGUGGAAGACUGCAGCAUCGCGCUGCUGCCGCGGAACCAUGAGAAGAACCGCUGUAUGGACGUUCUUCCUCCGGACCGCUGCCUGCCCUUCCUCAUCACCAUCGACGGAGAGAGCAGCAACUACAUCAACGCCGCGCUCAUGGACAGCUACAAGCAGCCGUCUGCGUUCAUCGUUACCCAGCAUCCUCUGCCCAACACCGUCAAAGACUUCUGGAGGCUGGCGCUGGACUAUCACUGCACGUCUAUAGUGAUGCUGAACGACGUGGAUCCCGCGCAGUUGUGUCCACAGUACUGGCCAGAGAACGGCGUCCAUCGGCACGGACCCAUCCAGGUGGAGUUUGUGUCUGCGGAUCUGGAGGAGGACAUCAUCAGCAGGAUCUUCCGCAUCUAUAACGCGGCACGGCCGCAGGAUGGGUACCGGAUGGUGCAGCAGUUCCAGUUUCUGGGCUGGCCGAUGUACCGCGACACUCCCGUCUCCAAACGCUCCUUCCUCAAACUCAUCCGACAGGUGGACAAAUGGCAGGAGGAGUACGACGGAGGAGAGGGACGCACCGUCGUGCACUGCCUUAACGGCGGCGGCCGCAGCGGCACGUUCUGUGCCAUCAGUAUCGUGUGUGAGAUGUUGUGUCACCAGCACUCGGUGGACGUCUUUCACGCCGUCAAAACACUGAGAAACAACAAACCCAACAUGGUGGAUCUGCUGGAUCAGUAUAAGUUCUGCUAUGAGGUGGCACUGGAAUACUUGAAUUCUGGGUAAUGUGAGCAGAAGCUGCUCUAAUGUCUCACCUUCCCCCGGACACUGAAACUGGAGCAGAACACACAAGCCGAACCGAACCGAUGUUUCCCUGCACUCGCCUCACGAUUAUCUCCAUCUGCUCGUGUCUUCUGUUCCUCAACACGUUUCUUGCCGUCGUCUCCUCAUCAGACGAGUGUCUUCAUGUUUGUGUGGAAUGCACAUCACGUGGAUGUUGAUUUUAUCAUUGUUUUUAUGAACUCCAGGCGUCCGGCAUGUACAGUCGAUCAUGCGUGGCAUUAAAGCGCUCAUAUUACUGCGUGUUUCUGCCCUCUCUGUGGUUGUGUUUGUGUGGAACGAUGGAAAAACUGCUGAAACGUCCUGUCCCAAGAUCCAAAGCUUGUGUUCGUGAUCAUUUCUUUUGUUUAUACUGUAAAUAGAUGAAGUUCACCAGAUAAUUUAUUCAUUGACAGAUUUUUGUGAAGCACACCGAGUGACAAUCAUGUUUUAAUUUGGUCAUUAUUAUCAUACGGACUCCACAUAUAAUAGUGACCAGAUUGUAUUGUUAACUUUUUAUUUAUCUGGUAUGAAAACAAAAAACUAAAUCAAACCUAUAAAUGCAUAUCUAUAU